AUGCUCCGCAUCCAGCGGGGCAGCAUUGCUAAGCGACAAAGAGGCGCUCCGGGUCUGUCCAGUGAAAGAGCAGAGCGGGCGCAGGAGCUGUUGUGGCUGCCGGAUGGACCGCAGGUCUUGAUCCUAUCCAGCUCCCGGAGCUCCAGGCUCCCACAAGCUUCCAACAUGUCAUCUAGUUCCUCUGAGCUGUUUGAGGAGUCUUGGCCUUCGAGUUCAGAGACCUCAUCCCCACCCAGCACCACUGAGGGACAAAUGGGGCCCUCCUCAUCACCCACCCUGAUUGACAGCGGGGAGUCUGUGGUGGCCAAGUAUAUAAAUAGGUUCCGCCAAGCUCAGCCCACAAGCCGAGAGGAACGACAGUGUGCAGGCCCAAUCCCAGCUGAUUUUUGGUGGCUGCAGACUGAGUCUUCAAACCCCAGCAGUCAACUUGCAGCAGGACCCAGUAAACCAGAGGGAAGACCCAGUCCAGCAGUCCCAGCUCCAGCCAAGAUUGUCAGCACAUCCCAGGCAGUGGCUCCCCUUCAGAAAAUAAAGCAGAGCCUGAACACGUGGAACUCAUCCCUGCUGGACCUGGAGACACUGAGCCUACAAAGCAGAGCUGCCACGCUGCUCAAACGCAGCAAGGCCUCCAUCUCUUCCUCAUCCCUCAGCCCCAGCGAUGCCAGCUGCUCCUCCUUCCCUGUCAGCUCCAAUGGCCUGUCUCCCUUCUCCAUGACCUUCAGCCCUGAGUCCCACAAGGACUCUGGGCCCAGAGCAGCUGCAGGCCCAGCGCCAGCCCAAGGCCCCACCCCUGCUCCAGCCCCAGCCUCCUCCCCAGCUCCCCUUCGGCCAGAGGAUGACAUUUUGUACCAGUGGCGGCAGCGUCGGAAGCUCGAACAGGCUCGAGGACGGGUGCAGCAGGGUGAUGGACCCUGCGUGCUGCCGCGGACCCCCGCGCUUGCCACCCAGCCUUCCGCCCCCGCGGUGACUCUUGGUUCCCCGGCGACCCAGCCUACCUGCGUCCCGCUGUGGGGCAGUGUGGCCCAGCCUGGUCCUCCAGAGGCCUUCUACGUGGAGAGACCUCCUGUUGGCCUAGGGUCCUCACCGCACAUCUUCUGGGCACCCAGCACCCACGGGUUCUUCUGGGCCCCACAGUCCAGCCCCUGGGUAUCUCUCGGGACCGUUCCUCCGCCACCGUUGGCCUCCACCCCGGUUCCCUCGGCUCCCCCGGCUCCCCCCACCUCCAUCCCGGCUCCCCCGGCCUCCUCCAUCCCAGCUCCCGCCACCACCAAUCCCACAUCCCCUGCCACCCACCAGAGCCCACCUAUCCCCGAGCCAGGCGUCUCUGCCCAGCCAGAGAAGGUGGGACCCAAGCCUCGGAAGGCCAGAGCUUCGCGCCCGGAGGCUGCGGGCGGAAUGACAGCCUCCAGCGAGGGGCCAGGCGCACAGCUCAGGGGCGCCCUGGGCCAGGUGGUGACCGCGCGGCUGUUCCCUGAAGGCCUGGAGGACACGCCCCCUCCCCUUGAGGGUGGCCCUUCGGGAGUCAAGGUCACGCCCCCCAGUGGAAGGGCCACGCCCCCUCCCUCGGAUUGCGCUAGUAGGUCUAAGGCUGGGAUAAGCCAGGCGAAGGCCACGCCCUCCCCGGAGGAGUCGGGGCUUCCAAAAGGCACCGGGGAAGCUGGGUCCCUGCCCCGCGGUGUCCUAACCUCUCCAACUGAGGUGUCCACACUCCCCGAGGCCCAGUCGCCCGGGCUGGAGUCGUGGUCUCUUGAGGCUGCGGCCCCACCCUCGCCCGAGGCUCACCGCUCCUCAUCCCCAUCCGAGGACCUGUUCUCCCAGGCCGCCAGACUUCUGGAAGCUGCAGAAGACUCCGACGGCAGCGAGUUUCAGGACGACCCUGUACUGCAGGUGCUUAGAGCCCAGAGGGCAGAUCUGCGGCUACAGAAAAGGAAAGUAGACGCACAAAUAUUUUUCCUGAUGGACUGCACUGAAGACCUGAGAUCUUGGUCCCCUCCACCCAGAUCAUCCCCCAGGUCUCUAACGAGGCGGCUGCGCAGAGAAGGAGCAUCUUUUGAAGCCAGACGACUUUGAAUUGUAUAAAUUGUUUUCCCCAAUGAAGUAUUAUUUUUUUCCAGGUAGAGUCAAUGUCGCAUCCCUUUGAAACUUCGCCCCCUCAACAAAUAGAAUACAGAGGAAGGGAUGCAGCCUAACUUCCAAAGUUCAAUUCAAAAAGAUGAUACUGACUCCCUGGUUUCCUUUCUCUCAUGCUGUUAUUCUUUGACACUUGGUUUAGAGACUAUUUUUUUUUUAAUUGCCAUGAUAAGGAUGGAUUACACAGGUGUAUGCACUUACUAAUUUCAGUGAAAUUUGUGAAUUUCAUUGUAUAUUGAACUCUAGCUAAAGAUUUAUGUGCUAAAAUAUUUUGAGGAUGGUGCUGUCUGGAAUUUGUACUGAAAUACAUGCAAAGAUUAGUUAGAUUGAUAGGUAAUUAAGUAGAAAUGUGAGAUAAAGCAAAUAUAGUAAAAUGUUCGUAAUAGGAUUUAACUAUGGGCAUAUGGAUGUCCACUGUAAAAUUUUUCAACUUGCUGUAUGUUAAAAACUUGUCAUAAUAAAAUGAUGGAGAAUAUA
Molecule: messenger RNA, 2607 nt
Organism: Chinchilla lanigera (long-tailed chinchilla)
Lineage: Eukaryota; Metazoa; Chordata; Mammalia; Rodentia; Chinchillidae
Gene: Proser3
Product: proline and serine rich 3
Exons: 11
Coding region: 1-2070 (689 amino acids)
Source: RefSeq, a predicted model, not a curated record